Messenger RNA from Trichoplax adhaerens, 1758 nucleotides. RefSeq lists its product as uncharacterized. The annotation marks the transcript as partial. The transcript has a single exon. Gene Ontology annotation, cellular component: membrane. The record is from RefSeq and is a predicted model, not a curated record. Lineage: Eukaryota; Metazoa; Placozoa; Uniplacotomia; Trichoplacea; Trichoplacidae. Gene Ontology annotation, biological process: monoatomic anion transmembrane transport. Gene Ontology annotation, molecular function: transmembrane transporter activity.
AAAAGUGUCUUAAUUAUUCUUAUACCGAUUUUAUUAUUGCCCUUGCCUAUUGUCGGACAAAGUCGAAUUGCUAGCACAGCCUAUGCAGUUAUUAUUAUCGCGUCCUUUUGGGUUUUGGAGUUAGUGCCGUUAGCUGUGACAGCUUUACUGCCGAUAUUUUUAUUUCCAAUCUUAGGAGUACUACCAUCGAAAGAUGUCGUACCCAAUUACUUUAAUAACACCAUUGGGCUAUUUGUAGGCGGAUUAACUGUAGCAGUAGCUAUCGAGCACACUAAUUUUCAUAAAAGAAUUGCUUUGUACGUUUUAGUCUUACUAGGUGCAAAGCCGCACUUUUUAUUUUUGGGCUUUAUGAUUGUCACAGCAUUUCUAUCUAUGUGGAUUAGUAAUUCAGCUACUGCUGCAAUGAUGAUACCAAUCGCAACCGCCGUCAUUAGUGAAUUAUCUAAAAAUGUCAGUACUGAUGAUAAUAACGAAUCAACAGUAGAAAAUGAGGAUAAAGAUGGUGACCAAGCGAUUCAAUCAGGUACUUCCAUAAAACAGAAAGAAUUGUUACGACGUAAUUCCAACGAUUUAACCGUACAAGUUGCAGCCUCGGGCGAAGCAAAUAGCGACGAUGAAGGCUCAAUAACGUUUAAUCGAGAAAAUAAGCCUGUCUUAAGUAAAAAGAAGUUUGAUAAAGUUGUUAAGGGCUUAAUUCUGUGUGUUCCUUACGCAGCUAAUAUUGGUGGCAUAGCGACAUUAACAGGAACUCCACCUAACUUAGUGUUAAGUGGAAUAGCUUCAGAUAUGUAUCCUAAAGCUCCACAAAUCGAUUUUGCCAGAUGGUUUGUCUACGGAUGCCCAACGAUGAUCAUUGUCUUAUUUGUCGCCUGGUUGUGGCUAGUAUUUUUCUUCGCUUAUGAUGAUCACAGUUGGAGAGGUAUCAUUCGUUUCUUCACUUGCAAUCGAGUUUAUAGGCAGGAAGGACCGGAUAGAUCGUGGGAUACAGCUAGUGCUAGGAAAGUAAUACAGAUCGAGUACAAAAAAUUAGGUAAAAUGACCUACCAAGAAUGGGUUGUUGGCAUCUUGGGUAUAGUACUUGUUCUUCUUUGGUUAACUCGUAAUCCAGGUUUUAUUCCCGGUUGGGCAGCAUUAUUUCCCAAAGGUUAUGUCUCCGAUGCUACUUCAGCUAUCUUGAUUGCUUUUCUUCUUCAUAUGAUCCCUGAUAUACCACCUUGGAAAUAUAACUUUUUUAACCCUCCAAAACGUGUAGGAAGAAUUUUAACUUUUGAUGUAACACAACGUAAUUUAUCAUGGAAUGUUAUCCUCUUACUUGGUGGUAGUUUUGCCCUUGCUAAAGCAUGUGAAUUAUCUGGAUUAUCUAAUUGGCUAGGCCAGCAAAUGAAUGUCUUCUCUAGUCUAGCUCCGUUUUUAGUCCAAUUAUUAAUUUGUAUUAUUAUCUGCUUUCUUACCGAAAUUAUGUCCAACACCGCGACAGCAACCAUCUUUCUACCGUUAGUUGGCCAAUUGGCGCAAAGUAUGAAUGUUAAUCCUUAUUAUUUUAUGUUACCAACAACUGUAGCAGCUUCCUUUGCUUUUAUGCUGCCGGCUGCAACACCACCUAACGCCAUUGCCUUCUCGAGUGGAUAUGUACGUAGUAUCGAUAUGGUCAAAACCGGAUUAAUGAUGAAUUUUAUUGGAAUACUUAUUUUGGUAGCUAUUACGAAUACUUUGGGAAUCGCUGCUUUUAAUCUGUCACAUUUCCCUGAGUGGGCAUAU